AUGGCUAACCAGGCUCGCGUCGAUUCUAUCCAGGACAACAUCAACCGUGUCACUCGCUCCAUCAAGUACCCUUGCAAGCCCGAUGGCAAGCCCGUCUACACCUCCGAGUUCUUUGGUGAGAACGUCUUCCACCUCCAGCAGAUCGCCAAGGCCCUCCCCAAGCCUGCCUAUGCCUCCUUCCUUAAGCAGAUGCGCGGUCGCCAGGCUCUCGACAAGGGCACCGCCGAUGCCAUCGCCCACGCCGUUCGCAUUUGGGCCAUGGACCGUGGCGCCACCCACUUCACCCACUGGUUCCAGCCCCAGACCGGCACCACUGCCGAGAAGCACGAUGCUUUCCUCUCCUUAAAGUCUAGCUUCUCCGCCAACGGUGAAGAGCACGAAGCAGGGACGACCCCCGAGGUCGAGUCGAUUCAAGUCACUGCUAUCGAUGCCUUCUCUGGCACUCAGUUGCUCCAGGCCGAGCCCGAUGCAUCGUCCUUCCCCUCCGGAGGCAUGCGUACCACCUUCGAGGCCCGUGGAUACACCGUCUGGGACACCACCUCGCCCAUGUUCAUCCAGGAGGGUCCCCACGGUACCUCCGUCCUCUACAUCCCCUCCGUCUUCAUCUCCUACAACGGUGAUGCCCUCGACGAGAAGACCGUUCUCCUCCGCUCCACCGCCCAGAUCGCCAAGUCGGCCACCGAGCUCUUGAACUUGAUCGACCCCGUCCCAGUUGGCGCCCAGCCCCGCACCAGCCACGUCUUCACCACCCUCGGAACUGAGCAGGAGUACUUCUUGGUCGACCGCUCCCUCUACGCCCUCCGUCCCGACUUGAAGCACACCGGCCGCACCUUGGUCGGCAACUUGCCCCCCAAGCACCAGCAGAUGGACGACCACUACUUCGGUCGCAUCCCCUCCAAGGUCCUCGCCACCAUGUCCGAGGCCGAGCUCGAGCUCUUCCGUCUCGGAGUCCCCGUCAAGACCCGCCAUAACGAGGUUGCUCCCCAGCAGUUCGAGUUGGCCCCCAUCUUCGAGGAGGCUUCAUUGGCCGUUGACCACAACCUGUUGACCAUGGAUGUUCUCUCCAAGGUCGCCCACAAGAACAAGCUCAAGGUUCUUUACCACGAGAAGCCCUUCAAGGGUGUCAACGGAUCCGGCAAGCACUGCAACUGGUCCAUGUCGACCGACCGUGGCGAGAACUUGCUCGACCCCACCGUCAAGCCCGAGACCAACUACCGCUUCUUGCUCUGCCUCGUUGCUAUCCUUCACGCCGUCCAGCAGCACGGUGGUCUCCUCCGUACCUCGAUCGCUUCCUCCUCCAACGAGCACCGUCUCGGUGCCUGCGAGGCUCCCCCAAUGAUCGUCUCUGUCUUCUUGGGUGAGCACUUGACCGAGGUCCUCAACUCCAUCGAGGAGUCCCGCCCCAUCAAGAACUUCUCCGUCCCCGAGAUCCAGACCAUCAGAUUGGGCGGUACCACCUUGGAUGUCCAGGUUGCAUCCCUCCCUACCAUCUCCCGUGACUUGACCGACCGCAACCGUACCUCCCCCUUCGCUUUCACCGGUAACAAGUUCGAGUUCCGUGCCGUCGGCUCCAAGCAGUCCCCUGCCUUCCCCGUCACCAUCCUCAACGCCGCCGUUGCCUCUGCCCUCCAGGACGUCACUGAGGCCCUCCGUACCCAGAUGGGUGACAAGCCCUACCCCUCGGAUGCCGACAAGGUCGCCGUCAUCAAGCAGUUCAUUGCCUCGACCAAGGCUGUCCGCUUCGAGGGCGAUGGUUACUCAGAUGCCUGGAUCGAGGAGGCCGAGAAGCGUGGUCUCCCCAACAUCAAGACCUCGCCCGAGGCCUUUGAGCAGCUCUUGAACCCCGUCCACUCAGACAUGUUGACCAAGCUUGGCAUCUUCACCCAGUCCGAGCUCCAGUCUCGCCACCUCAUUCUUCAGGAGCGUUACUCCAAGGACUUGCUCGUCGAGGCCACCACCCUCAGCACUCUCUUGGCUUCCCAGAUCUUGCCCGCUGCUUUCGAGUACCGCGGUUCCUUGGCCCAGACUGUCCAGGUCUUGAAGACCAUCGAGGGCGAGGAGGCUUCCCCCGAGCUGGCUGCCCUCCAGGCCUUGACCCCCGUCGUCAAGGAUCUCCAGGCUGCCAUUGCUCAGUUGGAUGAUACCGUCCACAAGAUGCACCUCGUUGGUGACGACCCCGUCGAGGAGGCCAAGUUCGCCUGCGCCAACGUCUUGCCCGCCAUGAACAACGCCCGUGCCGUCGCCGACAAGCUCGAGGUCUUGACUGCCGACAAGUACUACCCCAUCCCCCACUACAGCGAGCUCUUGUGGUUCUAA
Molecule: messenger RNA, 2316 nt
Organism: Linnemannia hyalina
Lineage: Eukaryota; Fungi; Mortierellomycota; Mortierellomycetes; Mortierellales; Mortierellaceae
Source: the annotation of a GenBank genome assembly